UGGUGCUGAGGCGGACCCUGCCGGGAAGCGGGGCCUUCUCCUCCGCUCCGCCCGUUGGCUUCCCCCGGAAACUUGCCCCGUUCCUGGCCGGGCUGGAGAGAGAGGGGCGGUCUUCCAGAACCUGGCUGUGAUUGCGUCCUGAAGCAAGAAAUUUAAACCGAUCAGAAGUGUAUGAUAGAACAAAAGAAGACGACAACCAGGGGUCAUCUGAAAUUGUGAUUGGCUCACUGAUAAUCCCAGGACAAAAUUAGAGACUACUACUCAAACAUAAGUUUCCUAAGACUGCUACGAAGAUGUUUGACGUAAAGGCUUGGGCUGAAUAUGUUGUGGAAUGGGCUGCCAAGGACCCUUAUGGUUUCCUUACAACAGUUAUUUUGGCUCUCACCCCACUGUUCCUAGCAAGUGCUGUUCUAUCCUGGAAAUUGGCCAAAAUGAUUGAAGCCAGAGAGAAGGAGCAAAAGAAGAAACAAAAACGACAAGAAAAUAUUGCAAAAGCUAAAAGACUAAAAAAGGAUUGAAGGAGUGAACAAGCUCUGCACCUAGAGGAGAAUCAUUUGGAACAUUACGCAGCUUUGGACUCAUUAAGUGUGUGGAUUUCAUCAUAGGAUCAUAUAGUAAAUUAAAUCUGAGUAUAUAAAAGAAUCAUGUUCUGACCUCAAUAUUACAGUAAUGUUUAGUUUUGUGUGUGAAAGUUUGUUGGUAUCUAUUGACAUGAUAAGUGCAUUGUAUUAAUCUGAAAAUCAAAAAUCAUAAAUGUUCCAAAAUCUGAAACUUCUUGUGUGCAGACAUGAUUCACAAGUGAAAAUUCCAUAUACGACCUUGUAACAGGUUGUAUUGAGUUAGGCUAGAUGAAGUGGAAAUGAU
Messenger RNA from Dipodomys ordii (Ord's kangaroo rat), 864 nucleotides. It is a transcript of the gene Smim15, whose product is annotated as small integral membrane protein 15. The transcript has 3 exons. Lineage: Eukaryota; Metazoa; Chordata; Mammalia; Rodentia; Heteromyidae. The record is from RefSeq and is a predicted model, not a curated record. Bases 294 to 518 code for a protein of 74 amino acids.